CUCCCGGCAUCAUAAUGGAUCUGUAUUAUUCGCCCUAUUCCGCAACAACUGGUGCCAUACUUAUUGUAGGCAAGGCACUUGGUCUGCAAUUCAAUAAAAUUGUGGUCAACCUUGCCGCGGGGGAGCAUCUACGACCAGGAUUUUUGAAGCUUAAUCCUCAGCACACAAUUCCUACUCUCGUCGACAACGGAUUCUCUCUGUGGGAAUCUCGCGCCAUUCUAACCUAUCUGAUUGAAAAGUAUGCAAGGAACGAUUCCCUUUACCCCAAGGACCCCAAGAAGCGUGCCCUUGUGAAUCAACGCCUCUAUUUCGAUCUGGGAACACUCUUCAAGGCUCUUGCAGAUUAUUACUAUCCAUUGUUCUAUAAGAAGCCUCUUGAUCCAGAGCUAUUCAAGAAGGUGGAAGAGGCCUUAAACUUCCUUGAUACUUUCUUGGACGGCAACCAAUAUGUGGCAGGAGAUUCUCUCACCGUUGCCGACAUUGUCAUCUUGUCCACUAUUUCUUCGUUCAAAGCAUUUGGUCUUGACAUUGGUAAAUACAACAAUAUUGUGAAGUGGUACGAGAAUGGUACUAAAGUUGCUCCUGGAUGGAAUGAAGUCGAGAAAGUUUUGGCUGAUUUGAAGACGUUCGUGCAAUCAUUGAAGUAAAAUUCAAUUGA
Drosophila albomicans is the source of this 658-nucleotide messenger RNA. Its product is annotated as glutathione S-transferase 1-1-like. Lineage: Eukaryota; Metazoa; Arthropoda; Insecta; Diptera; Drosophilidae. The transcript has a single exon. Gene Ontology annotation, molecular function: glutathione transferase activity. The record is from RefSeq and is a predicted model, not a curated record. Bases 15 to 647 code for a protein of 210 amino acids. Gene Ontology annotation, biological process: glutathione metabolic process.